AUUAACACUAAACAUCACUUGUGUAAAUACUCGGCGACCUCGGCAAAUGGCGGGAGAAAUUCAAGAUCAAUUGAGUUUUGGUACAGUGAGAGUAACGAAGUUUGAAGACAUAAAAAUGGAGGGCGGCGAUGCAGAGACCGAGAAAGUUCGAUUGGUGAGUUUAGCCAUGGAAUUCGGCUUCGACGAGCAAUCUGCUCACAAAUGCUUGGACCGCAUUAUCCAACUUUAUGGUGAAGACGGACAAGAUUUUAUCACUGUGGAGCACUGUGGUGAUGAUUUUCUCGCAAUGCUGGGUGAGUCUAUGCAAGACAGUGAAGAAUGGGAUGAUGUACAAGCUAUGGAAACUGAAACAUGCGGUGCUCUGAGCAGUAUGCUCGGGAAAGAAACUCCUAUUUAUGACGUUGAUUGUGAAGACAAUGAGGAUCCAGGAAGUAGCGUUCAUGUGAGAGAACAAACUCGGACACAUCCGAACAUCCUGGUGGUAGAUUCUUCCAGUGAAAACGAGGAUUCGGAGUUUCAACCUCCUGCAAAUAGAAAUUCAAAGUCCUUGCCACAUUCUAAUCCUCUUCAUAACAGCAGCGGUUGGACUUCUCCAAGAUCUGGGGAGUGCCGCAGCAGUGUCACUCGUGAUACAGGCCCAUCGUCAUCCCAGAAAAGGGCUAGAAGUUCAUCUGUCAUUUCUACAAGAGAAACCUGUCAAGUAUUGAAUGGGAAUGAGGGAACUCUCAGUUAUGAAGAAUUGCAGGCUUUGGAUGAUUAUGAAUUAGCUAAUGUCGUCAUUUUUGGUAAUAGGUCAUUUCGCCCUUUGCAACACCAGGCAUGUAAAGCAUUUGUCCAAAAGCAAGACUGCUUUAUUCUUUUGCCGACUGGAGGUGGAAAAAGUCUGUGUUACCAGCUUCCUGCGACUCUACAACCAGGCGUGACCGUUGUUAUAUCCCCACUGCUUUCACUUAUUCAGGAUCAAAUUGUCACACUGAAUCUUAAGUACGGGGUGCCUGCAACUUUUUUGAACUCCCAGCAAAGCCCUUCACAAGCUGCGGCGAUCAUUCAAGAGCUUAGGAGUGACAAACCCUCAUGCAAGCUCUUGUAUGUAACUCCGGAAAGAAUUUCUGGAAAUGCAUCAUUUUUAGAUGCACUACAUUAUAUGCAUCAGAAGGGACUGCUGACAGGGUUUGUUGUUGAUGAAGCACAUUGUGUAAGCCAAUGGGGCCAUGAUUUCCGUCCAGAUUAUCGGAGGUUGGGAUGUCUUAAGCAGAAUUUUCCAACUGUCCCUGUGAUGGCAUUAACUGCUACAGCAACUCAUUGUGUUCGCAAGGACAUAUUAAGUGCAUUAAAAAUACCGCGUGCUUUGGUGCUGGAGACGAGUUUUGAUAGACCCAAUUUGAAGUACAAAGUGAUUACUAAGACUAAGGAACCGCUUGAGCAGCUUGGUAAACUACUGAAGGAUGGGUUCAAAAAUUCUUGUGGAAUAGUGUAUUGCCUUUCAAAGAAUGAAAGUGUGGAGGUGGCGAAGUAUUUAAAUAAAAAAUGUAAGAUCAAAUCCGUGCAUUACCAUGCUGGUUUAGCAGCUCGUCAAAGAGUUUCCGUUCAAAAGAGUUGGCAUACAGGAGAAGUACAAGUUGUAUGUGCCACAAUUGCCUUUGGGAUGGGAAUAGAUAAACCCGACGUGCGUUUUGUUAUCCAUAAUACAAUGUCCAAAUCAAUCGAAAGCUAUUACCAGGAGUCUGGAAGGGCAGGUAGAGACAAUCUCCCCGCAGAGUGUAUUGCCUUGUAUCAGAAAAAGGAUUUCAGUCGAAUUGUUUGUAUGUUGAGAAAUGGACAAAGUUACAACAAAAACAACUUCAAGAAGGCAAUGGCUCAAGCUCAGAAAAUGCGGGAGUAUUGUGAACUGAAGGACGAUUGCCGGAGAAAAAUCUUGCUGGGACAUUUUGGAGAAUCUUUUGACUCAAGCGGAUGCAAGUACGGUCCUAAUCCAUGUGAUAAUUGUGUGAAUAAACCUGCAUGAGAUAAUGACAAGCCUACCAUAUUUGACCAAGACACUAAAUAUGAUUCAGAGAUGGCCUAUUCCACAAGUUUUGUGUGGUGUUCGAGAUGCUCUCAGCUACUACGUAUGUGUUAAGACUUCGCAAUACACAGUUUUCUUUUGUUUAUACGACUGGCACGAGGUUGAAGUAUCCAAGUGUUCGUUUAAAACUUUGGCUAAUGUAAGUCGUCACAGCAACGCCUUCUUGCAGGGCCGUACAUACAACCUUCGAAGAUGGAAGUACCGACCAGUGGUCCAUCCCAUGGUGAGGACCAUCAGGAGAUGUUAUACUUAUACCUGAUGUUUUGGUAAUCAUACAACCGCGAAGUGUCUUGUAAAUUGUAAUGUUGUAUAGCCCUCAUUCAUCAGUUGCUUGAUAUAGUCAAAGGGGAGGGACCUAUGUAGUUGUGGACUUGUGGUGUUGGCUCAAUGAUGAAAACGACGAAUCGUUGAAUCCAGAAUUUAAGAUGGGCAGAUGUAAUACUAGUACUAAUUGUACUAUCAUAGCGGCAUAGCCUAAAGCAAAGAAUGUGUUACAACGUUACUGACAUAACACCUUGUGAUCACAUGCCUUUGUAGAGUUUGUACCACUGAAUUGCAUUAUGGAGUAAGCAGUAAGCUACGGAGUAGUAAUUACUCUUAACUAGUAUGUCAUGUAAAAUAGACGCUUCAGAAUUCAGACUUUAUGGUGCAAUCAAUAUUAGUAAUAAGUAACCUUCA
This is a messenger RNA of Spinacia oleracea (spinach), 2743 nucleotides long. Its product is annotated as ATP-dependent DNA helicase Q-like 1. Gene Ontology annotation, cellular component: chromosome; nucleus; cytoplasm. Gene Ontology annotation, molecular function: 3'-5' DNA helicase activity; nucleic acid binding; ATP binding. The record is from RefSeq and is a predicted model, not a curated record. The transcript has 10 exons. The coding region runs from base 47 to 2005 and encodes 652 amino acids. Gene Ontology annotation, biological process: double-strand break repair via homologous recombination. NCBI's taxonomy places the organism in Eukaryota, Viridiplantae, Streptophyta, Magnoliopsida, Caryophyllales, Amaranthaceae.